UGAAAGGACAAUUAUAAUAUCUUUUUUCAAAACAUUCGAUGGAAAAUAAGAUUAAUAAAUAAGUGUAAAACUUUAACCAAAUAACAGAUAAAUAACAAGGACUGAAUUAUAUGUCUGUCACAGAUGUUUCCAUCGAUGAUUAUAGCUGUUUUCUUCUGUGUUUUGCACCAAGCUAAUAGCUGGACUUCAGAUGGUGAGGGUAGCGCUAGAACAAAAACCGUUAAAGCUGCCGGCUACGACCGCCUUGUUAGACCAGACGAGACUGUCAACCUGCAGAUAGGACUUCACUUGCUCACAAUCAACUUUUUGGAGAUAAAAAAUCUGCAGUUGUCAUUAACAGGAUGGAUUUCAAUGGAGUGGGAAGAUGAAAGAUUAGUAUGGGACCCUGCAGUGGAUGAUGCUGAAUUUUAUUUUGCGUUCGAUUCAGAGAUAUGGAAACCAGAGUUAUUCGUUGACAAUUCUCUGGCCGAUGUUUCCAUCUUGAAUGACCAAUAUCUCCAGUUUCGAGUAGAAAACACCGGUUUAGUUGAAUGGGAGCUACCAAGAAUUUUCGUUGUACAUUGUGACAUCGACAUCCAGUUCUUCCCGUUUGAUAAACAAUCAUGUUUGGUUGAGCUGACCAGUUGGGCUUAUAGUGUUAAUGAGUUAGUUGUUACAGCUUUGUACGAAACAGUACAAUAUGAAGAAAUGAGGACAAAUGGGGAAUGGACUAUCGAAUCGAGCAAGGUUGAGACAAGAAAUUUCACAGAAGUAAAGCCUGGUGGUACUGAAAGAUCAUAUUCCGUCAUUGACUUUACAAUUAUUAUUAAACGUAAUCCGUCACAUUAUAUUUCAUCCACUAUCUUGCCAAUAUUAGCAACGUCUGUGCUCAGCAUAUUAGUAUUUAUUCUUCCUGUUGACAGCGGUGAAAAGGUCGGAUAUACUUUAACGGUUCUUCUUGCAGAAGCAGUGCUACUAACACUAGUUCAAGACAGUAUGCCAUCAUCGUCUAAGAGCAUAUCAUACCUUUCUGUAUAUUUGGCCAUGACCCUGGUACUUGGUGUAUUGUGUGUUAUCCUGACUGUUCUGGUAAUUAGAGUGCAUCAUAGAAGCCCUAAUAUUCCUGUCCCACAAAGAAUAAAUGUUCUGAUGCUAAAGAUGUGUAUUCCCUUAUCAUGCUGGAGGGGUUGUUGUUGCAGCCGCGGAAAGAAGAAUGCAAAUGGAAAAGUUGGACCAAAUACAGAUCCCUCUGAAGCUUAUGUAGAUAUUGAUUAUCAAAAGAACAACGAAGAUUUUCCAGAGGAUUAUCUUUUUGCUUGGACCGAAAUAGCUGCCGUAAUGGAUUGGUUCUUCUUCAUUCUUUUAUCGACAAUAACUGCCCUUUGUACUGUUGUUCUAAUGUCGAUCGUCAUAGUAGGAGGAAUUAUUUCAUAGAGUACAGAUAUCUCAUUUCACUCUGUUGUGUUUAACUUCAACGCAGAUAAAUAUGUACAUAUAUACUCUUUUUCGAUACAAAUAUGACAAUCUGUGUUUUAUUUUGGAACUCCUUAUACAUGCAUUUAUUGUUAUUAAGCAUACGUUGUUCCUCACUAAUAAUUCAUUUUAUUUCAUGUAGGUUGGUUAUGCACAAAAAUAAUCAGUGUUCAGUAAUAAUAAUACAUUUAAUGAAACUUCUGGACACUAUUGAAAGUAAAUUGGUAGAUAAAGUUAAAAAAAGAACCAAAAUACUGUAAACAUUUUUUCAUUAAUUAUUUUAGGAAGAUAAUCAAGUAUUGGUUUUAUCUUCCCGUAAUGAAUGGAAAAAAGUCAUAGAAUUCCAUCAUGUAAUUCAUUUUUAUUUAAAUGCAAAUUAAAAGAAACUGAACUAUGUACUUUUUGUUCAGAUCUUAGCAAUAACAUUUUUCACAUUUUUGGCUAUCCAUGAUAUACUGGAUUAGAAUUUAUGGCAUUUUCUUGCCUUUUAGCGCAAAAUACGUAAUUUUAGGUGUGUCUGAGGAUUUUAUAAACAGUAAAACAGUUAAUAAUAUUGUGUGGCUUUUUAAAUACUAUAUAUACAACUGAAGACAUAAGAACAUAUUGCUCACAAAAUAUGGUGGGAUAGAAUAUUUGAAAUAUUGGAUAAGUAAAGAGAAAUAUUCUGUCUGUUUUUAACCCCUGCACAAAAAGUUAAAAAGAGAUCAGAAGUUGCAAUUGUUAGAAGCAGCAUUUGAUUAACCAAAUCAAUUGCAAUGUACUUUCUAAUAUCUUUAUAAAAGAAAGGUGAAAGCUACCAAAGGGAAAUUCAAACUCAUAAGUUGAAAAUAAACGGACGACGCCAUGGCUAAAAAGCCAAAAAACCAACAGACAAACAAUAUUACAUAAAACACAACAUAGAAAACUAAAGAAUGUGCAACACAAACUCCACCAAAAACUGGGGGUGAUCUCAGGUGCUCCGGAAGGGUAAGCAGAUCCUGCUCCACAUGUAGCACCCGUCGUUUUGCUCAUGUUAGUACAAAUCCGGUAAUAAGUCUAAUUUGGUAGGUCACAUUCUGGGAAAAGGGGACGGGAUUGUAGUUACGACAUUUGGAACAUAUCCGUUAGCAUCUGUGAAACGGAUAUUACAUAACGGUCAAGCAACUUCACCUGCUGGAACUCUUGGUUUAAUAGCUUCCUUGUGAGCAGCAACCUUCUAUCAAAGAAAUCAUGAUAGGAAAUACAAGCCCUGGAAUAUUGUAUUAACUGGGAGAUAUAUACUCCGUAAGCAGGCGCUGCUCGAAUGUUGCUACAUAGAAAUGGAAAGUUCACAAUUGGGAAGCUGAAAUCAUAUCUUUUGUCGUAAAGCUUAGUUUUGAACCGACCCUCAUUGUUAAUUUCUAGACGUAAGUCAAGAUAUGAGACAUACUUAACUGUAUCAGUUGUAUUCUGUAUCUAAUGUUCGAUGGGAUAGAUGCGUUCAAAUUAGUCACCAAUUUUGAAUUAUUUAGUGCGAGAACAUCAUCUAUAUAGCAGAAAGUGAAGUUAAAGGAUAACUUCUUUCCUGUCUUCCUAAGAAGUUCCUGUAUGAAGUCAGCCUCAUAUGAAUAAAGGAACAAGUCGCGAGAACAGGGGCACAGUUGGUUCCUAUGGGAAUGCCGAUUGUUUGUUGAAAGACACAUCGUCCGACCGUAACAAAUAUGUUGUCAAUCAAGAAAUUAAGCAUCUUGAUAAUAUCAGUUUCAGAGAAUUUUUUUGUUUGAAUCAGUGUGAUUUUUUACAAAGUAGGAUUUAUCUCUCCAUAAGACAAGAUACUUGUAUCUACGUCGGCCAUUCUUUUUUAUGAAACAAAGCAUGAACAAGUCUUUCAAUUUGUCUUUUAGUUUGGAAUGGGGAAUACUUGUGUAAAGUGUAGAAAAGUCAAUUGUUUUAAUACUAUUGCAAGAUGAAAGUGUCUUAGAUUGUAUGUACUCUAAAAGAUCUUUGGAAUUUUUUAGUAUCCACAUCUGAUUCACACCACCUCUAGAAUAGGUAGUUUCACAAUAACUUUGAAGCCCGGCUUUGAUUGCUGAUAACAUUGAUGUUAAUAAUUUAGAAAGAGGUUUCGUGGAUCACUUGGAAGACCCAGCAAUAUAACGUUGUUUGUAUCCAAUAUAGUGAUGGAAGAUCCAGAUUCCAAAGAAACAUAGAACAGACCUAUGAUUAUCCAUAAUUUCCUCUUUGGUAAGUGUCGUUGGGGUAUAUGUUGAGUUUCCAAGUGAAUUGUCAAUACCUAAUUCAUUUAUCAAGCAUUUAUAACUUAUUAAAUCUUACAUGUAUUACUUAAUUUUUAUAAUUUGUGUCUUAUACUGUAUUAUGUAAUUUCACCCUUUUCAUAAUGAAAAAUAAAAAAAAAAAAAAAAAAAAAAAAAA
Mytilus californianus (California mussel) is the source of this 3843-nucleotide messenger RNA. Its product is annotated as neuronal acetylcholine receptor subunit non-alpha-2-like. The record is from RefSeq and is a predicted model, not a curated record. Gene Ontology annotation, biological process: monoatomic ion transmembrane transport; regulation of membrane potential; chemical synaptic transmission. The transcript is spliced from 7 exons. Gene Ontology annotation, molecular function: neurotransmitter receptor activity; transmembrane signaling receptor activity; extracellular ligand-gated monoatomic ion channel activity. Gene Ontology annotation, cellular component: neuron projection; synapse; membrane. Lineage: Eukaryota; Metazoa; Mollusca; Bivalvia; Mytilida; Mytilidae. The coding region runs from base 124 to 1413 and encodes 429 amino acids.